Cladocopium goreaui is the source of this 1743-nucleotide messenger RNA. The record is from the annotation of a GenBank genome assembly. NCBI's taxonomy places the organism in Eukaryota, Dinophyceae, Suessiales, Symbiodiniaceae.
GCUUUUGUGUGGUGUGCCCACAUGGCUGCUGCUGACCUUGCUAGUCAGUUGGAAUGCUCUUCCAUCAUCCGGUCCUGUUUCCGUAGGGGCAUGAGUUGGCUUCAAUGGCCAAAUUCUGUUUGUGAUGCUACCUUGGAAGAAGGUGAAGAACCAAAGGUAGAAAAGCAUCCUGUUUGCACCAAAAGCUUGGAAUUGAAUGCGGAUGCACUACUUGGGCUUCUUGAUUGGGCUAAUGGUGGCUUCGUGGAAAUUCCAGCGCUGCAGAAUGAGGUGAAGUCCCUGUACCGCUUGGUGAAGUUCGACUCAUCCAACAUCACGCAUGACUCCUAUGUGGAUUCUUGGGACCUCAGGAGACUGUACACUUAUGCGUGGAGGCGGCAGCUGGAUGCAGAGAAGAGGAAGCAGCUUCCUCGGGACCUCAAAGUCAGGGAGCUCUUCAAGAAGAUUGGGGAGUAUCGGACGGUUGUCCAGGCUUUGCAGGAGGAUGAGUCACCAGGUGGAUCGCUUGGGGCUGGCGAUGAUGAUGACGAUGCCUACGUCCCUUUGCCUGGGUCUUCUUGCGAGGAGCCCCAUGUGGAUUCAAAUGCCCCACCUGUGGAAUCCAAACCUGAUUCCACUCCAUCCCCUGCUGGUGGCAAGUCCCCGGUUGAGUUGGAGGGUGAGCUGAGAGACUUAGGGUUUGUUGGAACCAUGACUCCCGACCAACAAUUGGAACUUCUUGAGCUUUUGAAGACCAUCGAUAAGUUUGAGUGCAAAUCUACGCCUUCGGCUUCACCGACAUCCGCUGCAAGCACUACCCCCUGUCCUGGUGGGGCACUUCUCGCGCUGCCACCUCCGCAGCCCAAGCCACCUGUCCCUGAUCCUUCGCAGUUGGACACUUUGCCAAUGGAUGAAGAGCCUAUUGUGGUGACUCCGAGCCCUUUGCAACCGAAGAAGCUGUUGGAGGAAACCCCAGACAAGGUUGAAGCUCCACUUGCUGAGAUCACGCCGGCAAUGCAGGCUGAGAUGCGCACCGAGAAGCGCAAGAACGUGAAACGGGGAAGGAAGAAGGGCUCAGGGAAGAAGAGCAAGCAGGGGGGCAAACUCAGAAAAAAACACAGCAAGCGAUCCAUUUUGAAAGCAGCCAGCCCAAAGAAAGCAGCCACUCCAAAGAAGUUGACUAGGGGCAAAGCCAAGAGCAACCAAACAAUUCCGGAGGAUGGUGAGACAACACCUGAUACAGCCCACCCACCAGCUAAGCGAGCACGCCGAAAGGCCACAGCAAAGUCAGAGCAUGAAAUUGAACAUGUCUUUCAGCCCAGGAUUGGAACAGGUAAGAAGUGGGCGCAUCAGGUUUUGGAAAAUCAAAAGUACGGCUGCCGAUCUUGCCGCUUCAUCUACAAUGGCUGUCACCACUGCCGAAAUCCCAAAUUUAAGGGGAAGAAUGCAGAGGCCCAACGUCAAGAGCAAGUGGCAGAGAUCGCAGCACAGCAGGAUCAAGCUGAGAACCAAGAAGAGGCAUUGGCAGAGCCCAUCGCUCCAACUUUAAGCAAACCCAGCAAGAAGCGCAAGUCCCGCAAGUCCAACAAGUGCUAGGGAACGUAGACCGUCAAACUAUGUGUACCGUGCAAAGUCAGUGGAACGGGUGUCCAGGGAACACUCGACCUGUUCAUGGGCGGUGAGAUGAAACUUGAGCCAUUUUGUGAGGGCAGGGUAAUCCUUGUCUUGGGGUACUGCGUGAUACAGGCCAUGGGCAAGAUGUCC